UUUGUUUCUCAGCAAAAGCCACGACGAAACGCCAUCAUGGAGCACUAUUGGGCUGGAAGAGGGAUCUCCAGUGUGCUGUUUCCUGUUAUCUUGUCUCUUCUGGCCGCCUGCUGUCCUGCCACUUCACUUCCACAGACUGCAGCCCCUAUAGUAGAUGGAAAGCCCUUCAUGGUGAUCUGGAAUGGGCCUCUCAAACACUGCACACAGCAGGAGGUCCCUUUAGAUAUGACAGCCUUUCAAGCAGUGACUACACCAGCUCUAGUAGCAGAUCAGUUCCUCAGCCUGUUCUACAGUAAUCACAUGGGCAUAUAUCCUUACACAGAUUACAAAACAGGGACAGAGUUUAAUGGCGGGAUUCCACAAAAGGCUAACCUAGGGGCUUCCCUGGCCAAGUCGAGGGCAGAAGUGUCCGAGUAUAUCCCUGAGUUAUCACCUGGUCUUGGAGUCAUUGACUGGGAGGCCUGGAGACCCAUUUUUGAGAGAAACUGGGGCUCCAAAAUGAUUUACCAAAAAUUGUCAGUAGCCUAUGCCCAACAACAAGAUCCCUCUCUCACUUCAGAGCAAGCAGAACUUGAAGCUAGGGAACAGUUUCAAAGUGCAGCCAGAAAUUUUAUGGAAGGCACAUUAAAGGUAGCAGUUAGCGAUAGACCAGAGUAUCUCUGGGGCUUCUACCUGUUCCCAAACUGCUACAACUACGGCACAGAUGAGCCAGGCUACACUGGGAAGUGUCCAGAGGUCGCACAGCAGCGCAACAAUGAGCUCCUCUGGCUGUGGGAGGCCAGCACUGCCCUCUUCCCCUCAGCCUACCUGUCCACGUCCCUCAAAGGAAACUACAACGCUGCCCUGUUUGUCCGUAACGUGGUGCAAGAGGCCAUGCGGGUGUCAGCUCUGCCUGAAGGUCCCUACACAGCACCAGUCUACCUCUACUCUCGGCCACUGUUCCGUGACCAAAACAAGAUCUACCUAACGGAGAUAGAUCUGGUGAGGAGCAUUGGUGAAAGUGCAGCUCUUGGGGCCGCUGGAACAGUGAUGUGGGGGGCCAGCUCUGACUACGAUAGCCAGGCUUCAUGUGAUAAUCUGUCUGACUACCUGCUCUCCACCCUUAACCCGUACAUCGCCAAUGUCACAGCCGCUACGCAGAUCUGUAGCAACUUCCUGUGUCAAGGAAAUGGCCGCUGCGUCCGUAGGAACUACAACACCGACACCUACCUGCAUUUGAACCCACAGCACUUCCAUAUUCAGCGCUCCGUCGAGAGUUACGUGGUGACAGGUGUCCCCUCGACUCAGGAUUUCACAGACAUGUAUAAUCACUUCACAUGCCAGUGCUAUGCAGGGAGGAGCUGUUCAGCUGCAAUUCCCACUCAGCCUCCCCAGAGCCCUCUGGUUAUACACAAUUAA
Alosa alosa (allis shad) is the source of this 1398-nucleotide messenger RNA. Its product is annotated as hyaluronidase PH-20-like. Gene Ontology annotation, cellular component: acrosomal vesicle. NCBI's taxonomy places the organism in Eukaryota, Metazoa, Chordata, Actinopteri, Clupeiformes, Clupeidae. The record is from RefSeq and is a predicted model, not a curated record. Gene Ontology annotation, molecular function: hyalurononglucosaminidase activity. The transcript is spliced from 4 exons. Bases 37 to 1398 code for a protein of 453 amino acids. Gene Ontology annotation, biological process: carbohydrate metabolic process; hyaluronan catabolic process.